CACCGCCACCGUCACCAUUAUCCAUUUCAUCAAUUCAUCCGCGCACGCGCGCCUUCUUGGAGGUCUCCGCCUCGCGGAGGCAAGAUGAUGAUGACGCGGGCGUCGAUGGGGGCGAUGGACGGGGCCGAGGUGGACGAGGUGCUGCGGCGGCUCGUCGAGGGCGGCCGCGGGGGGCGCCAGGUGCAGCUGUCCGAGGCCGAGAUCCGCCGGCUCUGCGUCGAGGCCAAGCGGGUGCUGCUCGAGCAGCCCAACCUCCUGCGCAUCCACGCGCCCGUCAAGAUCUGCGGUGAUAUUCAUGGUCAGUUUGUUGAUCUUCUGAGGCUAUUUGAUUUGGGUGGUUAUCCUCCAACUUCGACUUAUCUAUUCCUUGGAGACUAUGUGGAUAGAGGGAAACAAAGCUUGGAAACAAUAUGUCUGCUUCUGGCGUACAAAUUGAAGUACCCUGAUAAGAUUUUCCUGUUAAGGGGUAACCAUGAAGAUGCAAAAAUUAACAGAGUUUACGGUUUUUAUGAUGAAUGUAAGAGGAGAUUCAAUGUUCGAUUAUGGAAGAUAUUCUGUGAUUGCUUCAACUGCUUGCCUAUGGCAGCCCUUAUUGAUGACAAAGUACUGUGCAUGCAUGGCGGCAUCUCACCUGAGUUGAAAAGCUUGGAUCAAAUAAAGGAUAUUGAGAGGCCUGCAGAAAUUCCUGACUAUGGUCUUCUGUGUGAUUUGCUUUGGUCUGAUCCUAGUUCUGACACACAGGGGUGGGGGGAGAGUGAUCGAGGUGUUUCUUGCACAUUUGGUGCAGAUAAGCUUAUAGAGUUUUUGGAGAAGAAUGAUCUUGACCUUGUAUGCCGAGCUCAUCAGGUGGUGGAAGAUGGCUACGAGUUCUUUGCACAAAGAAGACUAGUGACGAUAUUUUCAGCUCCAAACUACUGUGGGGAGUUUGAUAAUGUCGGUGCUCUAUUGAGCAUAGAUGAAAGCUUAAUGUGCUCAUUUCAGAUCUUGAAGCCAAAAGAAACAGGUGCACCACAUUCAAGGAAACCAAUUCCAAACAAGACACCACAAAGAGAGAACGUUUAACUUGUAUCCAGGUAAGUAGUCACCACUGUUGUCAGCUCGAAGGGGGUGAUCUCGUUAUGUCUCGGAUCCACCAGGGCAUGGCAUUAGGCAUUCUACAGCCGAUUUCUAUUAUCCUCUGGAGUGUGCAGUGGCAGGACUCUUGGCCACUUGCUCAAUGUGUGUGGACUCAAUUGUCGAUACUCCAUUCUUAUGUACAGCUGUGUUUCUGACUCAAGCAUUGUCUGUUCCGAUAGUUGCCUUGCCACCGCUGCAAUGUCCGGUGGGCAGUCCGUUUUGUUGUGUAACAUUACGCAUACGUGUGGCGCGAUUGUGCUUAUAUUUCUGUCUGUCCAUGGUCACACAUGUUGAAGAAGAAAA
Messenger RNA from Phragmites australis (common reed), 1419 nucleotides. Its product is annotated as serine/threonine-protein phosphatase PP1-like. The transcript is spliced from 4 exons. The record is from RefSeq and is a predicted model, not a curated record. The coding region runs from base 85 to 1062 and encodes 325 amino acids. NCBI's taxonomy places the organism in Eukaryota, Viridiplantae, Streptophyta, Magnoliopsida, Poales, Poaceae. Gene Ontology annotation, cellular component: nucleus; cytoplasm. Gene Ontology annotation, molecular function: protein serine/threonine phosphatase activity.